GAGGAGAAUAUAAGCCUAUAACUAACCAAUAAAACAGGGAGACGUGGAAUUUUAUUAGCCUGUUGGAAGAUAUGCGGUUUUGGAGUUAAUUUGUUGUACUUAGGGCUACUAUAUAUUCUGAUUUAAAUUUUUUGUCAAUUGUAUAAAAAGUGGAGAAAUACGCUCCAGCAAUUACAAUCAUCAAUAAAUACGAUCAAAAUGAACUGUAAGGUAUUAAUAAACAUUGCUUGUUUAUUGCUAUCGUGGUCCGUUGCAGAAGGAUUCACUUCAAAAGAUGUCAAGUGCCAUGUUUGCAAGGCCACAGUUCAAGAAAUGGAGAGCGCUAUCGCCAAGGAAGAUCCAAAUAAAACCGUUAAUGUUAGCGGUUUUCGUCUGGACACCAAAGGAAAUUCCAUAAGCAAAGCCGUAAAACUAAUUAAAUCGGAGAUGUACCUGACUGAGUUAAUGGAAAAAAUUUGUGAUAAAAUGGAAGAUUAUUUGAAAGCUACAUAUAAGAGUAAUGGCAAGUUCACACUUCUUAAGAUGAUUGUCGAUGACAAGAUGAAUCCAGAGUCAUCGCUCGUGGAUUUUGUGCAAGAUGGGGAUUUAAAUAAAAGCCUCGGCCACUACUGUUUGGAGAUUCUUGACGAUCAAGAAGUAGUAUUUUUAAAGGCCUUCCAAGCGGCAACUCUUGCUGACGAUUUGGACUCUCUAAUUUGCGGUGCUCAGGCGAAAUAUUGUUCCUAUACACCCAACGAAGUAGAUUAUGAUUUUUCUGACAAAGAUGAAUUGUGAUAACGAUGUAUGUAUAUAGCUAACAGAAUUUACUAGUAACUAGCCUUUUUGUAAUGUGUAUUUAUUUCCUAAUAAUACGUUUUCGUUGUGAGCUUCCAGCAAAAACUAAAUUAAAAGAAACAAAAACGACACUGAA
Messenger RNA from Anastrepha obliqua, 910 nucleotides. It is a transcript of the gene sel, whose product is annotated as protein seele. NCBI's taxonomy places the organism in Eukaryota, Metazoa, Arthropoda, Insecta, Diptera, Tephritidae. Gene Ontology annotation, cellular component: endoplasmic reticulum. The record is from RefSeq and is a predicted model, not a curated record. The transcript has 4 exons. The coding region runs from base 199 to 774 and encodes 191 amino acids.